Messenger RNA from Prorocentrum cordatum, 693 nucleotides. Lineage: Eukaryota; Dinophyceae; Prorocentrales; Prorocentraceae. The record is from the annotation of a GenBank genome assembly.
AUGGAGCGCACGAUGGUGGAGCGCUGCCUGCGGGAGUGGGCGGCGGAAGUGCGCAGUCCGUGCGAGGCGACGCUCUACCUCCAGCGCAUACCGACUGACUGCUCGAAGGCGUCGCUGCGGGGCCUCGUCGGCAGGGCGGGCUUCGGCGACGCGUACGAUUACCUGUACUUGCCGAUGUGUUUCCACACGAGGAAGAGCAAGGGGUACGCGUUCAUUAACUUUGUCAGCGAGGACGCGGCGGAGCUGUUCAUCCAGCGCAUGGACUCGUACCCGAUGGGCGACGGCGCUGCCCUGAGCGUGAUUCCCUCCCGGACCCAGGGCCUGGGGGAGAACAUGAUCAUAUGGGCGCGCUCCCAGUCGCGCCGCGUCCGGAAUCCGGACUUCCUGCCAUACGUUCGGGCGCUCGAUGGGCUCGGGAUGGUUCACCCCUCGGAGCUGUGGUCCCGCGGGCGGAUUGACGAGCCCAAGCUCAAGGCGGCGGGGCCCGACACCUGGGCAACCGGCGCGCGCGCCAGCGCCCGCGCGGGGAGCGGCGGUGAGCCCCCAGAGGAGCAGUUCAAGCUCGAGAUCGGCGAGAUCGGGUGCGAGGGGUACGAGACCGAGUUCGGACGGACAGAUGCGGGCGGCUUCACCUCCGCCGUCCUGGCCUACGGCCUCGCGAACGCGGUCGUCCUGGAGCGCUUCAGCGUGUGA